AUGUCCAAGAGACAAGCUGAGUUGUCGCUGGAGGGAGAUACUGCCGCAGGCUCUCCCGCCAUUAAAAAGGCGCGUGUGGAGGACGAUUUCGAGGAAGGUGAUCCGCGCCAUGGAGCCCUUCCAUUACGACGGGCGGGCGGCCAAGAGAGAGAGGAGGACGAGCGUAAAGGGAAUGAUAUUCUAGCUGCUGCAGACCAGGAGCGAGAAGAACUGGAAGAAGCGGCGGUAGAUAUUAGUGCUGAGUCCGAUUUCGAUGACGCCGACGACGACAGGCCUGUGAUUGCGGCUCCCAAACGCCAGAGUGCACCUAUGGAGGGCUACAGCGAUCUUUAUCUUGAUACGAUUAAUCGCGAAAUCCUCGACUUUGACUUCGAAAAACUGUGCUCGGUUACCCUUUCGAAUAUCAAUGUAUAUGCGUGUCUCGUCUGCGGCAAAUACUUUCAAGGCAGGGGCCCGAAGUCACAUGCCUACUUUCAUGCGCUUGAAGUUGGCCACCAUGUUUUCAUCAAUAUGGGAACUAAGAAGGUGUAUGUCCUUCCGGAGGGCUAUGAAGUGAAGAAUAAGAGUUUGGAUGACAUCAAGUACGUGGUGGACCCGCACUAUAGCAAGGAAGAGGUCUCCAAGCUGGACAAAGAGGUCCACGAUGCGUUCGAUCUCGCUGGAAAUCGUUAUAGACCAGGUUUUGUUGGUAUGAACAACAUCAAAGCCAACGACUACCUGAACGUAGUUGUGCAACUUUUGGCGCACGUUUUCCCAAUUCGCAACUACUUUCUGCUACAUGAGUUCCCAACACCCGGCACGCCCCAAUUAGCUCUACGUUUCAGCACGCUGGUGCGAAAACUAUGGAAUCCAAAGGCCUUUCGAUCCCACGUGUCACCGCACGAGUUGCUACAGGAGAUUGCUCUUCGUUCAUCAAAGCGCUUUACACUGACCCAGCAGUCUGACCCGGUAGAGUUUCUGUCUUGGUUCCUAAACAACUUGCAUCUUUCUCUUGGAGGGUCUAAGAAGCCAUCCAAGACACCCACCAGUGUGGUCCAGGCCGCUUUCCAAGGUCACUUGAGGAUUGAAAGCCAAGCAAUCACCGCUCACUCAGAUACCCAAAACGCUCGCCUAGUUUUUACGGAAUCGGGCGACAUUAAAAGCCAAACCACCCCAUUUCUUAUCCUCACGCUAGAUUUGCCUCCUACUCCUCUCUUCCAAUCCGCCAAUCGGGAAUCCAUCAUUCCCCAUGUUCCUCUGACAACACUCCUAAACAAAUACAACGGCAUCACUGCUUCAGAGAAGCUGGCUCAUCGAGUCCGCCACCGUCUCCUUCAUCCUCUUCCACCUUACCUAUUAUUCCAUAUCAAGCGAUUCAGCAAAAACAGAUUUGUAUCUGAACGUAACCCGACAAUUGUCACCUUCCCGUCACCCCGCUCUCUGGACAUGUCGCCCUACGUAGAACCGAACCCGGACAUUUGGCCUCCGGGCGAACCCAUUCUCUACGACCUCGUCGCCAACAUUAUACUGGACCCGACUGUAGCUGUUCCUGGUGCCACCGACGAGGCAGCCGCAGAUAAGGGUGUUAAUGCAGCAUCUGGGGCAUCAUCGACUGGCGCUGGUGCGGGCAGCGAGAAGGUGUCCUGGAUGGUCCAGCUUCACGACAAGGCUAUGUCUGCAGAGAAUAAUCGACAACAUAGCGAACGCGCUGGUGAACAACAAGGGCCGGAGUGGCUUGAGAUCCAAGAUCUGUUCGUCAAGAAGGCGGAAACUGAAACCCUAUUCACCCGGGAAGGAUAUCUUAUGGUCUGGGAACGGCGAAAGGUCCCGGGUAUGAACAAUCGGAAGGGGAAGAACUCAACAAAAUAA
Aspergillus pseudotamarii is the source of this 1848-nucleotide messenger RNA. RefSeq names its product ubiquitin carboxyl-terminal hydrolase family protein. Gene Ontology annotation, biological process: protein deubiquitination; spliceosomal complex assembly; mRNA processing. Lineage: Eukaryota; Fungi; Ascomycota; Eurotiomycetes; Eurotiales; Aspergillaceae. The transcript is spliced from 2 exons. Gene Ontology annotation, molecular function: zinc ion binding; cysteine-type deubiquitinase activity. Bases 1 to 1848 code for a protein of 615 amino acids. The record is from RefSeq and is a predicted model, not a curated record.